Xenopus laevis (African clawed frog) is the source of this 3844-nucleotide messenger RNA. It is a transcript of the gene scyl3.L, whose product is annotated as SCY1 like pseudokinase 3 L homeolog. Gene Ontology annotation, molecular function: protein kinase activity; ATP binding. Lineage: Eukaryota; Metazoa; Chordata; Amphibia; Anura; Pipidae. The record is from RefSeq and is marked provisional.
GGAGGAUAGUGACAUGGAUUGCGAGCGUUUCCGGGUUAGGAGGAAGGAGGAAUGAGCUGUCUGUCAGUGGAGCCUGGCUUGCUGCUAAGGAACGCGUUCCUGAGGGGUUUGUGCCGGGAUUAGACAGAGCGACUCUCCGAGCUGAGCUACGAUGCUGUAGGCUUCUGUACUGUACAGACUGCGCCGGCCUGCUCCCGAGGUACAAUCAUUUCGUAAGCACAGGGCAGCUAUAUAAGCACCGCUGGCAGGCUUCAGGGUAGCCAUCCCUUCCUACGGCUGCAGUAUUAUGGGCUCGGAGAACAGCUCCCUGCGAGGAUUCACUCUCCAAGAUCCUCCCUGGACUCAACCGUCUGGCCUGACCAUAUACCCUGCCCUCCUGGCCGAGGGGCGCCCUGCCUCUGUGUUUGUCUAUCAGCCCGAGAAUCAGGAUAAAGUGGAUAAAGCUGCCAAGCACCUGAAAACACUGCGUCACCCGUGCCUGCUACGCUUCUUGUCUUGUACAGUGGAGCAGGAUGGAAUCUACUUGGUUACAGAACGGGUGCAGCCUCUGGAGAUGCUUCUCGAAAAGUUAUCAACAGAUGAAAUCUGUGCUGGCAUCUAUGAUGUUUUGCAAGCUCUGGUUUUCUUACAUGAUCGGGGUAAAGUGUCCCACAACAAUGUCUGUCUGUCCUCUGUGUUUGUGAGUGAAGAUGGACACUGGAAGCUUGGCGGCAUGGAAAUGGUCUGUAAUCUAACAGAAGUGUCUCCUGAGUCGGCAGAAUUUGGGAUGAUUCCAAUGGCCCUCAGUCAUGCCCGUGAUGCAUUCUCAUUUGGCCAACUGAUUGAAAGCCUCCUGGCCCAAGUAAACGAUCAGAGUGAACCCCUUUGCAGCUUCAAAUCAACCGUGAAAAAUUUUCUUCUGAAUCCAGAGCCAGAACUCCGACCUGCACUGUCCACUUUACUAUCCCAUGAUUUCUUUAGGAAUGAUUUUGUAGAAGUGGUAAACUUUUUGGAAAGCUUAACUGUAAAAACAGAAGAGGAGAAGAAUGAAUUUUUCAAAUUUCUUUUAGACAGAGUAUCAUCUUUGCCAGAGGAACUUAUCUCUUCACGGCUGGUUCCUCUAUUACUGAAUCAGCUGGUGUUUGCAGAACCAGUGGCAGUAAAAAGCUUCCUACCCCAUCUUCUCAGGCCAAAAAGAGAUAUUAUGGGGAGAACCAGAGAAGACUGCCUUCUGUCCCCAGCACUCUUUCAGAGUCGGGUCAUCCCUGUGUUGAUGAAAAUGUUCGAAGUUCAUGAAGAACAUGUGCGGGUGGUUUUGCUGACUCACAUUGAUGCCUAUGGAGAGCUUUUUACUUUGAAGGAACUAAAAGAUAUCCUUCUUCCACAGGUUCUCCUGGGCUUGAGAGACACCAGUGAUAUGCUGGUGGCAGUUACUCUUCGUGGCCUGGCUGCCUUAGUCUGUCUGCUUGGGCCUGAGACGGUUGUAGGAGGAGGAAGGGUAAAGAUCUUCAAAAGUACAACGCCGGGAUUUACAAAAAACUCCGACAUCACUCCAGAAGGUUCCCCAGUGCAUUCCCUCUAUAAACAGCAGAUGUUGCUGAAUCAGGAGAAUGUACUUGCUAAAGGCAGUCUCAUGGGGAUCAAGCAAGGCAACCCAAGCACUCUCUUACUCCAGCAGCGCUCCAACUCUUCCAGCACAAUCACAAAUGGGGACCGUUGUUCAUCUGUUCCUGCAUCUGUGAAUGGAAUUACCGACCUCACAAAGUCCAGCGUAACCAGCCAGCAUUCUAUAAACAAGCCGGCAGAAGACUGGGUGGACUGGAGUGAACCAGAGCCGUUGGAGAUGGAGGAGCAGAAUGUGAAAGUGGAGCGAGCAGCAGAGGAAACUAUGAAUCAUAAGCUCCAGGACACUGAACCAUGGGACGACUUUGGCUCAUCUGAUGACAUUACUGAAGCAGCGACUGCUAAAGGUCCAGUCUCUGGUGAAAGCAGCUCCAGUCCUUCUCAUUUAACUUCCAGCCUUCGCUUGGACAGUAACUCGGCUGCUUCAAGGCAGACUAAAGGAACAAACCCACUUGUUUUAACUUAUUCUAAACCCCCACAAGCCAUAGAAAAGAAAUCCGUUGUGGGGUUUGGUCUAGGAGAUGAAUUCACAAUUAAAGUGAAAAGCACAAGCAGAGAUCCCGAGCUCGACUUAUUUGCAGACAUGGCGCCCGAUAUCAAAGUGUCCUCAUCCGUGUUUAACUUGACUACUGGAACAAACGCAAUCCUUGCACAUUCUGAAGAUACUAAAACUGAACAAGAAGGUUCCCAAACAACUGCUUUCUCCUCUAAGUUUGCAGCUGCUGCAGUUCCAGAGGCGGAAGGAGAAGGUUGGGGAGAAGAAAAUGACUUCAGCUGGGAGGAGGAUGCAAAUACCUGGUGACCCUUUCAGGGCGUGCAGCCCAAGUUACGUAAUGAAAAAGUGACACCCUGUGGGACCCGCUAGCAAGAGACUGUGAGGAGUGCGCUGUAUGCAGUGAUAUGAGGGAGCGCUGCAGUCACAUGCACAAGGGCACUUCUUUGAGUAUAGGUGAUACUGUUGGAAUGAAGGAGAUACAUUCACAGAUUUUAUAUCUUACAGAUGGAACUGUUUUAAACUGGGGACACGACACUUUUGUACAAGACUUGGAGCUUGAAUGAAAAAGAUUUAGUUGAAACCCUCUGCCAAUUUCCAUGGUGCCAGGCUUUUUUUUAUGCACAUCCUGAAAUAAUGCCACAAAUUUCCUAUAUCCAGCAGGGAUUGGCAGCCUCUGGCACCCUAGCUAAAACUACAGCUCCCAGCAUACCCCAAGCUUCAGGCAGUGGUGGGAGUUGUAGUUCAGACACAACUAGAGUGCCAAAGGCUGCCUGUAAUAUAUGGUUUUCUGUUUUACGGAGAACAACCUGCCUCAUUUAUCCCCUUGUCCUGCACACUUGUAUCAAACCCGUGAGUAGGGAGGUAAGAUCAAGUGCACAUAAGUGAUUUCUGUGAAUGAACAGCGGAGAGGGAACAUGGACGCCUGUGUGAUGCACUGGUAUGUUCCACGGGCUCUGCUAUACACUCGUCUCUCCUUGCUCUUCUCAUUGCAACUCGGCAAGGGACCAUGGGCCUUAAACAUCCACAUGAAAGGCCUAAGCAGCAGCAGCAGUAUUCUAUUUCAUGUCUAUUCACAUUUGCACCACUGAUUUCACUAAGGAAUAAGUGUUCUCCAAAUUGCAUUAUUAAUAGGGAUACACCAAAUCCACGAUUCGGUUCAGGAUUCGGCCUUUUUCAGCAGGAUUCGGAUUCGGCCAAAUCUGUCUGCCCAGCCGAACCAAAUUCUAAAUUGCAUAUGCAAAUUAGGAGGGGGAAGAAAAUCGUGUGACUUUUUGUCACAAAACAAAGAAGCAAAAAGUGUUUUACCCUUCCCAUCCUUAAUUUGUAUAUGCAAAUUAGGAUUCGGUUCGGUAUUCGGCCGAAUAUUUCACAAAGGAUUUGGGGGUUCAGCCGAAUCCAAAAUAGUGGAUUUGGUGCAUCCCUAAUUAUUAAAUUAGAGCUGUAGCUGUAAAUGCUCCAGGAAAAUUGUGGCUAAUCGCACGUUGGUGCAGCAAUAAGAAACCAGAGGCCAUGUUACUCUCCUUCCUUCUUUCUAUGGGAUUGGAAACCAAAUAGGGGCUCAGUGGGAGGUGAUGAGGGGCUUGUCGUGAACCUGCUGGGUUGGAAAUGGCUGAUUAGAGAAGCCUGAGCUUCAAAAUUCAUAUUUGGGAAAAUACUGCAAAUGGAACUAUAAGAUUAUAUUCAGCUAUAAGUGUGUUUUAUGAUGCAAAUCUAAAAAUAAAGGAAUGCUGAUCCUUGUGGGAGAGA